UCUAUUUCUCAUCAUAUCCUCAGUCCGAGAUAUCUCAGUCCAAAAGGCAAAAACCUAAUCGUUGCCGCUGUUGCAUACCCAAGUUGGUUAUAAGAAUUGAUCAGAUUAAUAUGCAUAUGCGGCAUAUAUAUACGCUGCUUACCAUCUCUUUGUGGUUGUUAUUGCUAACAGCUUUGCCGCCAUGCCUGUCUCAACUUUGUAGCCAGCAGCCAUACAAGUGCGGAGGACUGCCUGACCUAUACUACCCAUUUUGGGGAAAUACCCGGCCCUCUUACUGUGGCGGCGGCCACCAAUUCAACCUAACCUGCUACAACUCCGACCACACAUUCAUUUCAAUGGGGUCACAACAAUUCGAAGUGGUGGACAUUGACACCCAAGCUCACAUCAUGACAAUGGUGCUGAAAGAGUAUGAUGAUGUUUGCUCUCCCCGCUUGGACUUUUCCCUCAGUCCCCUCUUCUGGUACGCCAAAACUGUCCACAACAUCACCAUAUUCUACGAUUGUCCCUCGGAGGUAGUUUCUUCUGUGAACAACUUUACCUGCGGAGCGGAGAAUAAUCAGACUGAUGGUGUAUACUAUGUUGGUGGGGAAGAUGAGUUGUUGCAACAAAAUGUAGAGCUACGGAAAUGCCAGCGGCGAAAACAAGUUCCGGCGGACGAGAGCGCUCCUUCCCCUGAUGGUGGUGUGAAUGCUCUGUAUGCAGCUUUAGAGGUCGGGUUUCAGGUCAACUAUGUGGUUUCUAAGGAGUGCAUGACAUGCCUCGCAACUGAUGGUGUUUGCGGCAGAUUUGAUGAUGAUCAUUUCAUCUGCUCUCAUCGCAAAAGUAAUGCGUUGCACGGGAAAAUGCCAGUUAUCAUUGGUGUUACGGGUAGUGUGGCUGGACUAAUAUUAAUAUGCAUCACUAUUUGGUGCUCGUUGAAAUUAUUCAAGUCAUCUAGAUGGCAAGAAAGAUUUUGGUUAAGGACUAAUAGGAACCAAGAUAUUGAGGCCUUUUUAAAAAGUCAUGGAGCUCUAACGUUAAAGAGAUAUAAAUUCUCAGCAUUGAAGAAACUCACCAACUCCUUCAAAUGUAAAUUGGGUAAAGGAGGUUUUGGUGUUGUGUACAAAGGAUUGUUACCCAACGGAUGUCCAGUGGCUAUAAAGAUUUUGAACCCAUCCAAAGGAAACAAUGAAGAAUUUAUUAACGAGGUAGCUAGCAUCAGUAAAACUUCUCAUGUUAACGUUGUCACUCUUCUUGGAUUUUGUUUAGAAGGUUACAAAAAGGCUCUCAUCUAUGAAUUUAUGUUUAAUGGUUCUUUAGAAAAGUUUAUUUGCACUAAUAAUAGAAUACCAAUUGCUCCAUCGUUAAGUUGGAGCAAAUUGUAUCAAAUUGCAAUAGGAGUAGCGAGAGGGUUAGAGUACUUACACAAAGGAUGCAAUACUCGAAUCUUACAUCUUGACAUAAAGCCACAUAAUAUUCUUUUAGACGAGAAUUUUUGUCCUAAGAUAUCAGAUUUUGGAUUAUCAAAAUUGUGCCUCAAGAAAGAAAGUAUUAUUUCCAUAUCAGAUGCUCGAGGAACAAUAGGAUAUAUAGCUCCAGAAGUGUGGAAUAAAAAUUUUGGUGGAAUUUCUUACAAAUCUGAUGUUUAUAGCUACGGAAUGAUGCUACUAGAAAUAGUUGGAGGAAGGAAGAAGAGUGAGAAUGCAGAAGGCUCAAGUAGUGAAUAUUUUCCAGACUGGGUAUAUAGAAGGCUUAAGGAAGUAACUCAUGGGGAGGUAGCCACAGAAGAAAAUGUGAUCAUUAGAAGAAUGACUAUGGUAGGUCUAUGGUGCAUUCAAAGUAUUCCAAGUGAUAGACCGACAAUGAAUAAAGUGUUAGAUAUGUUGGAAGGCAAUAUUGAUACCAUAGGAAUCCCUCCAAAACCUGUUGUGUCUUCUCCAGUUAGAUCAGAGUGAUACAAUCAACUUCAACUAUGCUGGAUCAAUGUAAUUGUUUGAUUUUUUUUAGUGCAUUGUGUUGGAUGAUGCUAUUUAUCAUUUUAUUUGAGAACAGUUA
Messenger RNA from Arachis duranensis, 2034 nucleotides. Its product is annotated as LEAF RUST 10 DISEASE-RESISTANCE LOCUS RECEPTOR-LIKE PROTEIN KINASE-like 2.5. The record is from RefSeq and is a predicted model, not a curated record. Gene Ontology annotation, biological process: protein phosphorylation. Gene Ontology annotation, molecular function: polysaccharide binding; protein kinase activity; ATP binding. The transcript is spliced from 3 exons. The coding region runs from base 111 to 1934 and encodes 607 amino acids. Lineage: Eukaryota; Viridiplantae; Streptophyta; Magnoliopsida; Fabales; Fabaceae.